UUUUAAUCGGCCGAAAAUCGUAGAAAUUCGCGUCGGAGUGGGUUUAUCCGUGUUGCACUGUGUACAGCGCACGUCGUGGACGGUAACAGCAGCAGCUCAGAAUGAAGGUGAAAGAGUUACAGAAGAUGGUGAACGUGGCGUGGUCACCGGCGAACCAAUGCCCGAUAAUGCUGGCUGCCGGUACGGCGGCCCAGCAGCUCGACGCCUCAUUCAGCACCUCCGCCUCGCUGGAGCUGUAUUCGAUCAAUCUGGCCGACCCGAGCUACGACCUGGAGCUGAAAGGAACGCAAUCGAGCCCGCACCGUUUUCACAAGCUCAUAUGGUCUCCGUUGGCCAGUGGAGCCGCUGAACAGAGUGCUUCCCCGAGCGGACUCAUUACCGGGGGCUGCGAAAGUGGUGUGCUGCAGGUGUAUAACGUGGCACAACUGAUGGCCGGCCAGAACGCGCUGGUCGCGCAACAGGACAAACAUCAGGGAGCGGUCCGCAGCCUGGACUACAAUCCGUUCCAGCACAAUCUCGUGGCCAGUGGGGCUUCGGAGUCGGAAAUAUUCAUCUGGGAUCUCAACAACACGGCCGUCCCGAUGAGCCCCGGUGCGAAAGUGACACCGUGCGAGGACGUACAGGGGUUGGCGUGGAACCGCCAGGUGCAGCACAUUCUGGCCUCUGUGUUUCCUUCGCGCUGCGUGAUCUGGGAUCUGCGCAAGAACGAACCGAUCAUCAAACUGAGUGACACGCAGUCCCGCAUUCGCUGGCGGGUGGCCCAGUGGCACCCCGAAGUGGCCACGCAGCUGUGGCUGGCCAGCGAGGAAGACCAGUCGCCAACGGUGCAACUGUGGGAUCUCCGGUAUGCAACGGCACCGGCCAAAACAUUCCACAUCCACCAGCGUGGUAUGCUCGGUUUAACCUGGUGCCCGAAGGAUCACGAUCUGGUGGCCUCGUGCGGGAAGGACAAUCGGAUCAUCUGCUGGAACCAAAACACGGAGGACCCGAACGGGGAGAUUUUGUCCGAACUGGCCACCACCAAUCAGUGGAACUUUGAUGUCGCUUGGUGCCCCGGAAAUCCGGCCCUCAUCGCGGGUUCGAGCUUCGAUGGGAAUGUAACGAUCUACUCGAUCCACGGCGGUGUCCAUCAGCAGGUGCAGACGAGCAACAAGAUUGCCGACUCGUUCCCCGGUAUGGAGCAUAUUGGACACGAGCCAACUCAGCAGGUGUCCGGCCAGCAGUCGCAAACUGUGUCCAACGAUCUGAAAAGGCCACCGCGUUGGAUGCGCCGACCGGCGGGAGUUUGUUUCGGGUUCGGUGGCAAGCUGGUCACCUUUAACGGCACGAGUCGCACCGUGACGGUGAACCAGGUGGUCACGGAUGCGGAACUGGUGGAGCGCUCCAACCACCUCGAGCAGGCACUGGCCGAGGGAAACUUUGUCGACUACUGUCGGCAAAAGGCGGAUCAAGCGAACGAUCAGCAUUCGCGGUUCCUGUGGUACUUCUUGAAGGCGAAUUUCGAGGACGAUCCUCACUCCGAGAUGCUCAAUCUGUUGGGAUACGAAACGAGUGACAUUACAGCGAAGUUUAAGAAAUACGUCGUCGAAUCGGUGAAAGGCGAGGAGGCGAAUCCCGUCGACGGACUCAGCGACCAGAUGGCCGGGCUAACUCGGAUCACGGAUAAUAAUGCGGUGUUCGAUGCGAUCGCGGCCAGUGGCAAACAGUUGAACGGCACCGAGGAAUCCCAGCAGCGCAAUGACCGGGAAGGCGCGGAACAAGUUUCGUACAAAAUACGUACCGGCCAGGAUAAGGAGGGGCUGAUCUGUGAGGCUCUGUUGACGGGUAACCUGGAGGCAGCGGUCGAACUUUGUAUGCAGACGGGCAAAACGAGCGAAGCCCUCAUAUUGGCCAUGAACGGUGGUUCCGAUCUGUUGGCCAAAGUGCAGUACCGGUAUCUGCGGAGCAGCGAGAACUACCUGUCGAACAUUAUCUCCGCCCUCGUGACGUCCGAUUGGACCGGAGUCGUUACGCAGUGUACGAUCGACUCGUGGAAGGAAGCGCUGGUGGCGGCCAUAACGCACUGCAAGCAUCAGUUGCCGCUGCUCUGCGAGCAGCUUGGCCAACGGUUGCAGUUCGAAACGGGUAGCAACCUCGAGCUGGCCCGCAAUGCUAUUCUGUGCUACAUUUGUGCCGGAAGCACCGAACGGUUAGUGGAAGCGUGGAAUCUGGCGAAAGGUGACUCCACCGGUGAGGAGGAACUAGACAAGAACAACAACUGUAACCGCGACCUGCAGGAAUUGGUCGAGGUGGCGAUGCUGCUGCAGAAGGCGCUCGAGAAGCAAGGUCGCGCGGUGCAGGCCACCGGUAAGCUGGCCGAACUAUUGUCGCAGUACGCGAGGCUGCUGGCGGCCCAAGGAUCGCUUCCAUCGGCCCUUACCUACGUCGGUAGCUCGACCGAUCCGGAGCUGGCCGAGUUGCGAGAACGGUUGUACUUCGCACUUGGCCACAAGAGCCAAGCGGGACCGAUGGCGACGGGCGCUGGUCGAAUGCGCCCCGAACAACCACCCUACAAUCCGAUGUUCCCGACGAUCGGGCAGGCCGCCAAGAUGAAGGCAUACCAGCAACAGCAACCGGUGGCGCCAGCGGCAGUUCCGCCAACUUUGGCGCCCUCGACACAGCCAGCAUGGAACACUGCUCCCUUCCAACCGCCACCAGUUGGCCAAUCGAUGGCACCGCCGGUGAACGCUGCUCCACCACUGACCUCGAAACCACCGGUCGGACCGCCACCUCCUGCCAGUAACGAUCCUUCGCAACCACCACGUCCAUCGAGCGUCAGUUCACAGUCGGCAGGAACGGCUCCCCUGAGCCGGUCAAAAUACGUCCUCGAUCCAUCGGUGACAUCCGGCCCAACGUAUGGGCAGCAGAACGCGAACUUCUAUAACCCGCUGUCAUACCAGCAACCGGGCACAGCUCCUGGCUCCUUCAACGCUGGUCCGAUCGUUAGCCAACCUUCUAGCUUCUACAACCCUUCGCAACAGCCACCCGUACCAGCAGCCGCCGGUCAACCGCCGCAAUCGAACAACUUUAAACCGUUCACUCCGGCCCCACUGGUCCCGUCGAGUUCGUUCAUGCCACCGUUGGAUGGUUCGCAGCAGCAACCGCAGCAGCAUAACGCCAACUACGGCUACCCACCCCAAACCGCGCUGGCACCCCCGCCAAUGGGUGGCAACUUCCAGAGGAACCCGACGCCACCGCCGGGCUGGAAUGAUCCGCCAGCACUGAAGGGACCCAGUCGACCGCAACCAAAGGCCGAACCGAGCAUGGUGGCACCGAUCGUGUCGCCCCUUCCGGCAGGUUUGGCACCCUCGAACGGGUACCCGGACCCGAACAGUAACUACAUGCAGGGCGCUGUCGCUGCUCCGACGUAUAUGACACCGCAACCCGUUCCCGGUGGCAUGUUCAAUCCGGCCACUGCCUCCGCAUCGGGCGCUCCGAUCCACUAUCAAAACUUCCAGCAGAAUCCGAUGGGCGGUGGCUAUCAGCAGCAGGGGGCACCACCGACCGGUGGCGUGUAUUAUCCUGGCCAAACGCAAUCGGAUGCAUUCCAGGCUCCUCCGCAGGCAGCGCCGCCGGUCGUCCCUGAGCCACCGAAAGCGAAGGCACCGCUUCCGGAGCAGUACGUGUUCAUGCAGACCGUGUUCGAGGAGCUAAAGAGACAGUGCGUGGAAGCGGCUGGCAACCCGCAAACGAAGCGAAAGUUGGAGGAUGUCUCGAAGCGGUUGGAGUCGCUGUACGAUUUGCUGCGGGAGAAUAGGCUGUCGCAGAAUACGCUGAACUCGUUGAGCCAACUGGUGGGACUGAUUCAGGCCGGUGACUACGCCAACGGUAUUGGCCUUCACACGCAGAUGGUGUCGGGGCCGGAUUUCGCCCAGAUUGCGAGCUUUAUGCCCGGCAUUAAGGUUCUGCUGCAGUCGGCGAUGCAGCUGCAGGUGUACCUACGAUAAGCGACCGUAUGAGUGGCCGUGCGCCACCGAGAGGGCAUUUCAUAGUACUAUCCCUUGGCCAGGUAUUCGGAGCAGAGUAUCGAAGACACUCCUCGGUACAUGCUGUCCCACGCGGGUUUGCGGGAGCGCAUGCGUGAUCGACGGGAGUGCUCACUUCACAGCAGCGUAUGGUUAUUAUAAUUUUUUUGAUAAUAAAUAAAACUAUAUCUAUUUACACACUAGCAUAGCCCACGAUCAAGCAGGCAAACGAAUAGACAUCGUGGA
Molecule: messenger RNA, 4250 nt
Organism: Anopheles bellator
Lineage: Eukaryota; Metazoa; Arthropoda; Insecta; Diptera; Culicidae
Gene: Sec31
Product: protein transport protein Sec31A
Exons: 9
Coding region: 102-3986 (1294 amino acids)
Biological process (GO): endoplasmic reticulum to Golgi vesicle-mediated transport; endoplasmic reticulum organization; COPII-coated vesicle cargo loading
Cellular component (GO): endoplasmic reticulum exit site; COPII vesicle coat
Molecular function (GO): protein binding; structural molecule activity
Source: RefSeq, a predicted model, not a curated record